UUCUCUGCAGUUCUCACAUUCCUAGUUAUUAUUCUCUGUUACGUUCCUUUGUUUUCCUUGUCUUGCAUAAUUUUAAAGUUUUCAGAAGGACGUUUAAAGAGAGGGAGCAGAAUGACUUUUCAAUGCUAAUCAAGCAGACAAGAGUUCUUUCAGGUAUAUAAAUCAAACCUGCCUCGUUUCCAACAGACCUCACAACCUCUGAGGAUACCUGCCAUAGAUGUGGCAAAACGUCAGGGGAGAGUGCUUCAGGAACAUAGCCAUACAUUCCAGAAAACUCACAGCAACCCAGAAUGUUAUUAUUUUUAUCCUUUCUGAAAAACAUUGUAUAAUAUCCUCUAUAAAUUUAAUAAUAAUAAUAAUACAUAAUUAAUGUAUAUACUUGAGUAUAAGCCUAGUUUUUCAGCCCUUUUUUAGGGCUAAAAAAGCUCCCCUCGGCUUAUACUCGAGUGAGGGUCCUGGCUGGCUUCUAUUCAGGUCGGCUUAUACUUGAGUAUAUAGGUAUUCAGAAUUGGACAGUCUUAUCUUAUUAAAGUCUUAUUAUUAUAUUAAAUUACAGUUUUAUAUAAAUAUUCAAAAACAUUUAACCUACUGAUGCCUCAAAUAAUGCAAUUUUAUUAAUAUCUAUUUUAUUUUUGAAAUUGACCCGUAGCUGCUGCAUUUCCCACUCUCGUCUUAUACUUGAGUCAAUAAGUUUUCCCAGUUUUUGUGGUAAAAUUAGGUGCCUCGGCUUAUAUUCGGGUCGGCUUAUACUCAAGUAUAUAUGGGUACAUCAUGUAGCUGUAUUUCCCAUUGUAUUUGGUCACUGCACAUGUGAACUGCAAUGGCAUAAUGUCCAGUUAUUAUAUCCAGUUUGCUGACAUAUUUUUUGAAAAAAAGCUGAUGAAUUUACUGGGUUGCUGUGAAUACUUAUUGAUUUGUUACUAACAGUUGCCCCUCUUCCUCCAAAUGAUCCAAUUGCAAAUUAUUUAGAAAUAGUGCUGGUGGUAUUUCUAUGUACAGAAACACUUAAUAAAAACAUUUUUUUUAAAAAGAAAGAAAUAGUGCUGGUGGUUAACUAUUGUGAAACUGAAUUUUAGUAAUAGUGGGUUAAAUGUUGUAAUUAAUUAACUAAUUAAUUUUAAUUGAUUUGCACUGUAGUUUUUUAUUGUAAGCCGCCCUGAGUCCCCUAUAGGGUGAGAAGGGCGGGAUACAAAUGUUUUAAUAAAUAAAUAAUAAAUAAAUUAAACCGCUGAGCUGCUGAAAUGAUCAAAAGGUCAGUGGUUUGAAUCCGUGGAGUGGAGUGAGCUCCCAUUGUUAGCCCCAGCUUCUGCCAACCUAGCAGUUUGAAAACGUGCAAAUGUGAGUAGAUAAAUAGGUACCACUACAGUGGGACAGUAACGGUGCUCCAUGCAGUCAUGCCGAUGGCCACAUGACCCUGGAGGUGUCUAUGGAUAAUGCCGGCUCUUCAGCUUAAUAAUGGAGAUGAGCGCCAACCCCCAGAGUUGGACACGACUAGACAACGUCAGGGAAAAACUUUACAUUUACUGUACCUAACUACUUUAACCCAUUACAAAUAGCAAAUGAAUUUUUCACAGAUUAUUUCCAAACUCUGGUGUGAUCUGCUGCAGCCCCGACUUGGUCCAAGCCUCAAGAAAUGGCUCGCAUCGUUUAGAAGGAUAUUAGGGGCAGCUCUUGUUUAUUAAACAGCCUGAUCUAAUUCCAAGCAAAUGAAGAAGACAAAUCCAGGAUUAACCUGGAAGGACGAGAGGAUCAGGAGAAGGAAGGCCGUGUUAAUACGUGUGCAUUUUCCUCUCCUUUGAAAGGGUCUCUGCAGAGUAAGGUUCCUGCUUCAUUUGACAGAUUCACUUGUGAUUUCAGGAAGCACCAAAAUUCAGAAUGUUGAUGUUUGGCAAAACAGAUCAGUAGAAGUGACUCUAAUUAACCUUGUGAAACACUAAGCGAGGAACUCCUCAACCAGAUUUAUCUCAGAAAAGAUUUGCGAGCCGCUCAGCCAUGGAAGAAACAUACCUGCUGAAUGUGGAAGGCGUCAAGAAAAAGAUUUUACACGGAGGCUGCGGAGUUCUUCCAGAUUUCCAGGAUGGAAGCAAGGUAACCUUUCACUUCCAGACAUUGAAGGACGACUUUGAGCGAACAGUAAUAGACGAUAGCCGCCAGGCAGGCAUCCCUAUGGAGAUUAUUAUUGGGAAAAUGUUCAAAAUCGAGGUGUGGGAGACCCUGCUGACUUCCAUGCGGAUUGGUGAGGUGGCCGAGUUCUGGUGCGAUGCCGUUCACACAGGGAUGUACGCCUUGAUCUCCAAGGGCAUGAGGAAAAUCGCGGAGGGCAAAGACCCCUUGGAGGGCCAAAAGCACCGCUGCGGGAUGGGCAACAUGUUCGACUAUCACAGCACUGGCUAUGCAGACCUGGACGAGCUGCAGAGGACCCCACAACCCCUCAUCUUUAUUAUGGAGCUGUUUAAAGUGGAGGACCCCACUUCCUACAAACGGGAUACGUGGGCCAUGAGCAAUGACGAGAAGCUGCUGGCAGUGCCCAAGCUGCACACCGAGGGAAACCGUCUGGUCCUGUCCAGGAAAUUCAAGGAAGCAGCAGAGAAAUACCAGGAAGCCGUCAUCUGUUUGCGCAACGUCCAAUCCAAGGAGAAGCCGUGGGAAGAGGACUGGCUGAAGUUAGAAAAUCUCAUCACACCUCUUGUACUCAACUAUUGUCAAUGUCAACUAGAGUUGGGAGAGUAUUACGAAGUGCUGGAACACACCACUGAUCUUCUCCAGAAGAACAACAAAAACGUGAAGGCCUAUUUCAAGCGGGCAAAGGCCCAUGCUGCCGUCUGGAAUGAGAAGGAGGCCAGGAUGGACUUUGCGAGGGUGGCCCAGCUGGACCCAUCUUUGGCCGCUGCUGUGCGGAAAGAGCUGCGGAUCUUGGGGGAGAGGAUGAGGCAGAAGCACGUGGAAGACCGCAAGAGAUACCAAGGCCUCUUCCAGCCCUCUUCUCAAGGGAAAACCGAGCAGAAAGUGAUGGAAGAGAGCGAAGAGAGAAAGGAAGACCUCCCUGACGAUGUCCACCGGGCAGAGAUGGAUGAAGGGAAGGAAGAUGCCUCCUCAGGGCCAAAGAGAGAAGGUCAAGAGAUGGGUGCGAGGAAUGAAGAAAUGGUGGAAGAAGAGGAAAAUAAUGGAUCCUCAGAAAAUCCUGGUGGAAAGGAUACAGAUGAGGCUUCCCUUCAGAAAGAAAUUAAGAUUGAAAUAGGAAUCGAAGAACCGGAAGAAGAAGGACAAGUGCAGAGUUCUUCUAAAGGUGAUAUCGCCAAUGGUGAAACCUCUGAGAACAAUACUGGCCAAGAAGAAGAAAAUAGAGAAACAGAAGGAUCUCCAAGGAGACAAACAGGUGUCCAUGUUGUUUCUACAGGAAUUGUGAGAUCUCCAGGAAUCUCAACAAACAGUGUAGGAAAGGAGGACAUGGAAGGAUGUUGUGAAGCUGAGAUGGGCUUUGAAGGAGUGACUUCCCACAGAGAGAUGGGAGAUUGUGGAGAAGGAGAAGACCUCAACCUCAACAGCCAUUUUAAGGUUCAAGACAGUGUUGGCAGUGUUGAAGAAGAGACUAAUAAGGAAGGAGCAAGAGAGGAGAGUUCUGAGGAAAGCCAUGGAGGAGAUACUUUCCUUCAGGUCCAGGAUGAAGGUCCAAAGAAGGAAGCAGAGGUAUCAACAGAGCUGAAUUUGAAGGAGGAGGCAACCUGUGGCAAGGAAAAUGAUGGAGAGCCAUGCAACGUUCAUGAUGAGUGUAGAGAAGACACAAAGACUGGCAACCAUUCCCAGUCUGAAGAGGAAAUAUGUGGGUCUGCUCAGUGUGGGGCCAACACAGAAGGCAAUGGGGUGGUAGAUGGAGAUUGUGGGAGAGGAACACAAGAAGGCAUCAUGAGCAUCAGAGUGGAGGACUCCACUGAAGAGAGUGAUGGUGAAGGUGGAGAUGGACAGAAAGAUGGGUCCAGCAUUGGGUCACAAGGAGCGAUACAAGGGUAUGAGACAGAACAAGGAUGCUUUGAAGAAGAGAUGAACGUAAUGGAGGAGAGCUCUGUCUCAGGACAUGAAGGUCUGCAAGCACUUGGGAAGGUCUAAAAGAGAGCAUGGAAAUGUGUUUGGAUGAAGACUGUUUCCAGGGAAUGACGAGAGGUCACCACUUGGCACAAUAGAAAAAAAAAAGAGCAUCAAGAAUAGAAAUGGAAUGAUAAAUACGUUGAAAGUUUACAUCCUGGAGUCUAACCUAGAGAAGCGAGGUGGACGAAAGAGAAGUUGGCAAAACCUGCAGGAGUCUCUGUGUCUGUUGACAAGGGAUUUUUGCAGAAGUGGCUGGUUUAUUUAUUUAUUUAUUUACAGUAUUUAUAUUCCGCCCUUCUCACCCCGAAGGGGACUCAGGGCGGAUCACAUUAUGUACAUAUAGGGCAAAUAUUCAAUGCCCAUAAACACAUCGAACCGAGACAGAGACAACAGACAGACGCAGAGGCAAUUUAACCUUCUCCUGAGGGGAUGUUCGAUUCUGGCCACAGGGGGAGCAGCUGCUUCAUCAUCCACUCUGAUGGCACUUCCUCACUUCCUCAUUCCAACAUUGUAAAUUAGUUAAACUUGCCUCCCCACUUUUAUAAGUGGUACUUUAUAUCCUACUUGAUAGAUGCAACUAUCUUUCGGGUUGCUAGGUCAGCAACGAGCAGGGGCUAUUUUUUAUUUUUAAUUGACGGGUGCUCUCCCCGCCACAGGCUGGCCUCGAACUCGUGACCUCAUGGUCAGAGUGAUUUAUUGCAGCAGCUGUUUACCAGCCUGUGCCACAGCCCGGCCUGGUUUGGCUUCUUGUGAAAUGGCAAGCUGGUAUUAACGUCUAUAAAUCUGCCAGUUUGUGGAUCGAGGCACAGAAAGAAAGAACGCAUCCAACAUAUGUAACACAAUUUCUAUUCCUGGGUUAUUAAUAUCUUUUCCUAAUUGCUUCUAUCAUAAAAGUAUGGAAAAAGUUUAUUAAACUGCAAAACCAGCAACUUUCAGGUCAGCAACCCAACCUUCAGGUCAGCAGUUCAGCCGGCACAAGGGUUUAACCCAAGGGUCCUCAAACUUUUAAAGCAGAGGGCCGCUCCACAAUCCUUUAGACUGUUGAGGGGCCGAAUUUUCAUUUGAAAAAAAUGCGAACAAAUUCCUAUGCUCACUGCAUAUGUCUUAUUUGUAGUGCAAAACAACAACAGCAAUGAAAGAACAAUACAAUAUUUAAAAAUGAAAACCAUUUUAACCAGCAUAAACCUAUCAGGAUUUCAAUGGAAAGUAUGGGCCUGCUACUGGUCAAUGAGAUAGUCCAGUUAAUUAGGAUUGUUGUUGUUGUGUGCCCUCAAGUCAUUUCAGACUUUGGGCGAGCCUAAGUCUAAAAUUAUUUAUUUAUUCAUUUACUACAUUUAUAUCCCACCCUUCUCACCCCGAAGGGGACUCAGAGCAGCUGUAUGUACAUACAAUAUAUUAUAUUAUUAGCAUAGCACAAUAUUAGUAUUUAUAUUACUAUAUUGAACUAUACCACUAUACUGUAAUAUUAUAUGUAAUAUAUAAAAU
Molecule: messenger RNA, 5568 nt
Organism: Anolis carolinensis (green anole)
Lineage: Eukaryota; Metazoa; Chordata; Lepidosauria; Squamata; Anolidae
Product: aryl-hydrocarbon-interacting protein-like 1
Exons: 6
Coding region: 1993-4104 (703 amino acids)
Molecular function (GO): peptidyl-prolyl cis-trans isomerase activity; protein binding
Source: RefSeq, a predicted model, not a curated record